UUCUACUUAAACUUUGAAAUCUAUAAAUUGAACAUUUCAUGUGCAUGGGAAGUAAAGAAUAAACCAACUGAAUAAAAAUGUUUGGGACUUUAUCAGAAGAGAAAGAAUUUAAGGUGCCAUCAAGCAAAGCUUGGGAGCUCUUUAGCACCCUCGAGCUAGCAAAGGUCCUUACAGGAAAAGUAUGUGAGGCGAUUGACGUUGUUGAAGGCGAUGGUGGCGUCGGCACCAUCCUAAAGAUCACCUUAAAGCCUGGGUUAGGCUUUGAGUAUUACAAAGAAAAGUUCACUAAAGUUGACAAAGAGAAUAAGAUCAAGGAAGUAGAAGUGGUGGAAGGGGGAUUUCUUGAUCUCGGGUUUAACUUAUACAGGAUCAGGUUCGAGAUCAAAGAGGAUCCUAGCGAUAAGACCGGGGGGUCAUCAUGUAUCGUGAAAACAACCAUCGAGUACGAUGUUAAGGAAGAGUUUGCUGCCAAUGCUUCCUUUGUGUCAACCGAGCCUUUGGCUGCUGUCCUCAGUAUUACAAAGGAGCAUCUUGAGAAAUCUGCUAAUUAAUUAACACAAAUAAUAAACGGGUUAUGUACGUCUAUUUUAUAUAUGGUCGAUCUUCUUGAAAUCGUUAGAAUAAUUAGUACUGCUUAAAGCAGCUGCAUUAUGACUAAUUAAUGAAUAAACGUGUUUGAUGUAAAACGCAUUACUGUAAUUUCGUUAUUGUACGAAUGUACGUUUAUUUAAAAUGUAACCAAAAUGUUAAAGCA
Erigeron canadensis is the source of this 754-nucleotide messenger RNA. Its product is annotated as norbelladine synthase-like. Bases 78 to 551 code for a protein of 157 amino acids. The record is from RefSeq and is a predicted model, not a curated record. The transcript is spliced from 2 exons. Gene Ontology annotation, molecular function: protein phosphatase inhibitor activity; abscisic acid binding; signaling receptor activity. Gene Ontology annotation, biological process: abscisic acid-activated signaling pathway; defense response. Lineage: Eukaryota; Viridiplantae; Streptophyta; Magnoliopsida; Asterales; Asteraceae. Gene Ontology annotation, cellular component: cytoplasm; nucleus.